CAUCGCUUCCGGUCCUGUUUGGCCCCGACAGCGCGCUAUCCAAGUGCUCUGCAGGUUACUAUAGAGACCGGCGAGCGCUGGGCCUGCGAACUCCAAAGAGGCGAGCAGCCGCGCCCCAGUGGACUCUUGGGACCCAAACGCCAUGUCUUUCCGCGACCUCCGCAAUUUCACAGAGAUGAUGAGAGCCUUGGGAUACCCACGACAUAUUUCUAUGGAGAAUUUCCGCUCACCCAACUUCGGGCUUGUCUCUGAAGUGCUUCUGUGGCUUGUGAAAAGAUAUGAGCCACAGACUGACAUCCCUUCUGACAUUGAGACGGAACAAGACCGAGUUUUCUUCAUUAAGGCAAUUGCCCAGUUCAUGGCCACAAAGGCACAUAUAAAACUCAAUACUAAGAAGCUUUAUCAAGCAGAUGGGUAUGCCGUGAAAGAACUGUUGAAGAUCACAUCUGUUCUUUAUAAUGCUAUGAAGACCAAAGGGAUGGAGGGCUCUAAAGUAGGAGAGGAAGAUAUCAGCAAAUUCAAGUUUGAUCUUGGCUCUAAGAUUGCAGACUUAAAAGCAGCCAGACAACUUGCUUCUGAAAUUACUGCCAAAGGAGCAUCUCUGUAUGACCUGCUGGGCAAAGAGGUUGAGCUGAGGGAAAUGAGAACAGAAGCCAUUGCUAGACCUCUAGAAAUAAACGAGACUGAAAAAGUGAUGAGAAUUGCAAUAAAAGAUAUUUUGGCACAGGUUCAGAAGACUAAAGACCUACUCAAUAAUGUGGCCUCUGAUGAAGCUAACUUGGAAGCCAAAAUUGAAAAGAGAAAAUUAGAACUGGAAAGAAAUCGGAAGCGACUACAGACCCUGCAGAGUGUCAGGCCAGCCUUUAUGGAUGAGUAUGAGAAGAUUGAGGAAGAAUUGCAAAAGCAGUAUGACAUUUAUCUAGAGAAAUUCCGGAACUUGGCUUACCUGGAGCAGCAACUUGAGGAUCAUCACAGGAUGGAGCAGGAGAGGUUUGAAGAAGCUGAAAAUACUCUCCGUCUAAUGCAGAAUAAGCUAAAGGAAGAGGAAAAGCGGCUGCUCAAGAGUGGAAGUAAUGAUGACUCAGACAUAGACAUCCAAGAGGACGAUGAAUCUGAUAGUGAGCUAGAGGAGAGACGGCUAUCUAAGCCUCGGACAGCCAUGGAGGUGCUCAUGCAAGGAAGGCCCAGCAAACGCAUCGUGGGCACAAUGCAAGGUGGAGACUCAGAUGAAGAUGAAGACUCAGAGGACAGUGAAAUUGACAUGGAAGAUGAUGAAGAAGAUGAUGACGAUUUGGAAGAUGAGAGCAUUGCUCUCUCACCAGCUAAGCCCAGUCGUAGGGUCCGGAAACCUGAACCCCUGGAUGAGAGUGACAAUGACUUCUGACCUUCUUGCCAAGGGACACAGGCAGAUUAAGAGCCUCAGAUUUCUAGGUAAACAGGGAAUCAGCAGACUGGAAAGGUAACAUGUAUUUUUUUUUUUUUUCACUACACCAUCUGGGCUUAACCAUUACUGAAACAAACCCCAAACCCCAACCAAGAUUUUCUUUUGUCUUAUUUCGUAACAUUUGGGAGAUACAUGUGUUCUAAGUAAUUCAAAUCCACAAGAAAAGAGAAAUAUAAACUGACACCAUGUAAGUCUUGACUGCUGUUAUUAUUAAAUUAAUUUUCCUUGAUGUUCAGCCCACA
Molecule: messenger RNA, 1686 nt
Organism: Cricetulus griseus (Chinese hamster)
Lineage: Eukaryota; Metazoa; Chordata; Mammalia; Rodentia; Cricetidae
Source: RefSeq, a predicted model, not a curated record